Molecule: messenger RNA, 3270 nt
Organism: Pleuronectes platessa (European plaice)
Lineage: Eukaryota; Metazoa; Chordata; Actinopteri; Pleuronectiformes; Pleuronectidae
Gene: kcnn3
Product: potassium intermediate/small conductance calcium-activated channel, subfamily N, member 3
Biological process (GO): potassium ion transmembrane transport
Cellular component (GO): neuron projection; plasma membrane; neuronal cell body
Molecular function (GO): calmodulin binding; small conductance calcium-activated potassium channel activity
Source: RefSeq, a predicted model, not a curated record
GGCGCAGGCUGUACGGCUCUGGUGGUUGCCGUGGUAGCCAGGAAGCUGGAGCUGACCAAGGCCGAGAAACACGUACACAACUUCAUGAUGGACACGCAACUCACCAAGAGGAUAAAGAACGCGGCGGCCAACGUGCUGAGGGAGACGUGGCUCAUCUACAAACACACCAAAGUGGUGAAGAAGAUCGACCACUCCAGGGUCCGCAAGCACCAGCGGAAGUUCCUCCAGGCGAUUCACCAAUUGCGUAGUGUGAAAAUGGAGCAAAGGAAACUCAGUGAUCAGGCCAACACACUAGUGGACCUCUCAAAGAUGCAGAGCGUCAUGUAUGAGCUUAUGUCGGAGCUCAACGACCGCAGCGAGGACUUGGAGCGCCAGAUGCUUUCCCUGGAGCAGCGGGUAGAGCAGCUCACCGCCGGCUUCAACGCCCUCCCGGCCCAUCUCUCCGCCACCCUCAGCGCCCAGCACGCUGCCCUGGUGCACCUGCUGCGGGAGAGGGAUUCAAGGGAUGGUAGAGGAGGCGGAGGUGCUGUGGUCCCAUUGUCCCCAGCAACUUCUAUCUCCACUGCCACAGCGUCCGUUUCUUCAGUUCAGAUCGCGGCUCCAGCACCACUCCCGGCCCAGGUCCCUACUUUGGCCCUGGAGUCUCCUCCACCGCUGAGCUCAGAGGGGAGUCUGGAGGCGAGUCCCAACUCCAACACCUGCACCUCUAGCUGCUGAAGACAGCUCUGAGGAGAGAACAGGGAGAGAGGUAGGGGACGCGUUGCUCGUCCUCUUACUUCAGACAAAAGCAGAGAACAGAGGGAGGAAGAGAAAGUGAAAUGUGAGGCGAUCUUCUAAAACUCACGCUCCACAAGAGCGCGAUGAAGACGGGACUGUGAGGAGAAAUAAUGGGAUUAAGAUGAAGGGCCAGUAUGAAGGAUGAGACAUGCUCGGGACUUUGGGGCUCUUUCCCUGAUGACGGGAAGGAGCAGAAAAAAUGGAGACUCUGAAAGGUGUGAGGGGGAGGAAGAAUGUCAAGAGGGUGAGAAAUGGAGGCAGGGAGGAUGAGGAGGGGGGAGGAGAGAGGAGGCGAAACAGCGAGGAAUAAUUAUGUGAACUCAUAGCUACUAAAUGGAAUCCGCUCCAAUUAUUGAAAAAAGGCCUUUUACUCUCUCUGUCUUUCUCUCUCUCUUUCCUCCCCCUUUCUCCCAAUCUCUCUCUCCCUUCAUCAGGAAUUAAUGACCAUGACUUUUUAUGCUUAUAAUGUAUUUUCUAUCCGAAUGCUAUUUGUGUGUUAACGAGCAUCCCUUUAACAGAAGGUUCGAUCAUACGACCAACAUUAAAAAUAUCAAUUUAAAAAAAACUAGUGGCAUGCACUGCACACACACACACACACACACAAAAACACAAAUUACUUCAGCUUGUCCUCCACACAGUACAAGUAAAUACACUACAAACAGCAUUACACAAUCUUUACACAAUGCCCUAUUUACACGCACACAAAAUAAAUGAAUGCACCAGCCCACAUGAUAACACUAAAGCCUAUAUACUGCCAAGCACUCGAUGCACUGUCAAUCUCCACAGAGCACUGCCAAGCAAUGUAGACGCACUGUAACAAACUAAAUGUUCAUCCGCACCUCUUAUGUUUUGUGUGUGUGAGCUAAUGCAGUAGUUCAGCCCGAGCGUAGUUGUGACAUUUUAACGACUCAGUCGGGAGAAUUAUUACAGUUCGUGAAACUACACACAUCGAGCAUCAAGCUGAAAUAAGAUGACAUGAUACGGGAGUCAUAACAACGUCUUAUUUGUGAUGAUGGAGACAGUAGCAGGCGAUAAAAUCAUGUAACACAACUAUAACGGGACUUUAUUACUGCAUUGACGUGUUUACAGGUUAAGUCAAACUGAUGUUUAUGUGUGUUUGUAGGUUUGCUUUACGGAAAUUAAGACUUUUGUUUAAUUCCUGUGAUCAUUUCAUCGCCUCUGAAAAACCUCAGAAAAUGUAUUAAUAAUUGUGUGUACUCUUUCUCCUUCUGGGAUAACUUUGAGAUUAUAACGUUUAUUUAGUAUUUAUUUAUUUAUCACAUUGGCAUUUCGGUCAGUCUGCUUAAUUUCAAAGAUGGUAUCGCAUCUUCUUAAUGAAUCUCUGGCUCUGCAACUCAGAGCUUCGCAAGAAUUUAAUGAUCCUCAUUACAUGUUGGUGAAUCAUUUACUGUAGUCCAUCCACCCAGGAGCAAAAAUCUAAAUGGUACCCCUGAAUAACAAAUGAUCUGCUCAGUCUUUUACAAACUGACUGUAGCGAUUACUCCUAUUUUUCAGUUUAAGAAACGCUAAAAUAUAGAUUUUUAAUCAUUUAAUUUACCUUAAAAAUUCAUAACUCUGUGAUUAUAAGUUGAAUGUUAUUGAUAUUUUGUUCAGUGCAUGGCUAUGUGGAAGACCACUGCCAUUCUGUUAUUCAAGCUCACAGUCCCAAACGUCUCACUGUUAUCAUGAAUGUAUCCUGUGUUCAGAAAAAUACACUUAAUAUUUCUCGCUCGAUCCCUUAAACUGCCAUGCAGACACAGGAACACAAAUACACACGUGCACGCACACACAGAUGCACACACACACACACACACACACCUCAACAACCAAAGUGCUCUCUCUUAAAUGGACUACAAUAAGAGGCAGGGAACGCUGCUGUCCCUGGGGACAGACAGAUAGCAGGAGGCAUUGCAGAUAUCUUGACAAUAUUUCUGAGGGAAUAACUGUGAAAAUGCGGGCAUGGACUUGUUACAGUGCUGAACAUGGACUGCUCCUCGUUGCUUUUAAAACCAGAUUAAGGCGGACUACAGAUGAACACAAAUAAACCUUAUAAAGGAAAAUGGCCAUGACGGAACAGCUGUUCAUGAAAACACACAGAAAGAGAGACUGAGGUGUAUCUGAGAGGAACUGUAAUGGUGUGAUGGGGAGAGAAGACACAAGCCCUUUGCAUUGGAGACAAUAUCCAAACUGUCUUAUAGUGACACGCUGUGGCCGGAAUACUGAAUUACAUACGCUUGGAAUAUUGUACAGUAUGCUGUUAACGAAAUCUAGCUUUGUAUUGCUUAGUCUUUUUCUACCAUUAUGAUUAAACGCAGUUAUAGCUGAUAUCUAAUAUUAUUAAACUCUAGUAUUCUUCUCAUUCGUCAUGACAACUAUGAUUCUGUGUAUUAACAAUACGUUAAAUAAUUAUGAACAAGGAAAGUGCCGUUUGAGGUUGAAAUUAUUUUGUAAUUUUAUUUUAUCAGAGAAUUAAUAAAGUAUAUAUCUAUAACA